AUGCUGUUUGCCACGCUGGUCAUCGCUACAGCUAUUCUUGGUCCGGUUGGACCAAGCAAUGCCUACAAAUCCAAUUCUACAAUAUAUCAGCUGGUUAUGCCGAUCGAGACUUGCCCUAAAGAUAUGGAAUGGAAGCACUGUAAAGACACAGGCAAACCCAGCUGCUACAAGUUGCGAAUUACCUUUCGUAAAUUGUACUGUGAACCUGGAUGUCAAUGCAAAAAUGGGCUCUUCCUUUCUCGUGGAAAGUGCGUGUCCGAUUGUUCUAAAGAAGAAUGCUAUGGUCCUAAUGAAGUUCGAUCAAAAUGUGAUGUAGAUAGAGAAUGUCAACCCACCUGUUUUUCGCGCAAGGACCUCGGUUUUUACUCCCGUUCCUGUGCAGGACCAUGCAUACCUUUCGUAUGUGCAUGCGAGAAAGGUUACAUACGUCUUCAUUACUAUUAUAGAAAGGACAGAUGCGUCUCGCUUGCAACCUGCAAAAAACUGAAAGACCAGUAUGGUUCUUCUUUACCUCCCGAAUUCAACGUCUCAAAUCUACUCGAUGAGUGAAACUUGAAAUCGUCAUUGCUAGUAGACUAGCACAGUUGAACCCCAAAUAAACAAAGUC
This is a messenger RNA of Cylicocyclus nassatus, 607 nucleotides long. Lineage: Eukaryota; Metazoa; Nematoda; Chromadorea; Rhabditida; Strongylidae. The record is from the annotation of a GenBank genome assembly.